GCGCAUACGCUCUUUGCCUACGUUCCGUCUCUCUCUAUCCCGUGACCCAGGCCCCGGCCGUUCCUCUCGCGGCCUUGAGCCGUCGCAGCCGACGAGACGGAGCGGAUCGUCGCUGCUGUUUCCUUCGGGAAAUGCGGCGCGCACUCCGCAAAAAACGAUGAACGUUGAUCGGCCGCAUUUCCACGACGCCGCUAUUGUCGGCCGUCCCGCGACGCUCCAUUUGACGUGCGAAACAACGAGCGAGUGACGUAUCGUACGGAUCGAACUCGUCGCGCGAGUAUAUGCGCAUAUAUGUACAUGGCGCGCUCUCUCUCACACACAGACUCAGCCUCUCUUUCUCUCCCCCCUCUGUCUCCUUCUGUCUAUCUCUCUUUCGUUCGCUCUCGAAGCGACAUUGCACGCGGUGAAACGUAUCGUACGCCUUGCAAACGAGCGAGCGGCACAACAGCGGGCUAGAUGUGCACGGAUACGUCCGUGUAGCCGCUCGUUCUCGCGUGGUGUGUCCGUGUCUCCCAUGGCUCGGUUCCGCGCGCGCGGGAGUGCGACGGCGAGAUUGGCGGUGUGGUCGGUGUGAUGUGAUGAUGUGACGUGGUGUGCGCGUGUGCGUCGUCCUGCUGGGAGUUCUCAGUAUGCGGCGCGCGGCCGUCAUUGGAAAAUCAAUACCAGACGGCACUAAUCAGCUGGCCCAAGAUCCGUCAUUAGAACUCGCCGGCUAUAACGGUCCACCGUUGCUCUCUUUCGCAACUCGCCUGUUCGCGACAGUAUCUCACUAGAAUCCCACGUCCGUGAGGAAAGGGUGAAAGGAGGGAGGAGCGAGAGAGUGGGGGAGAGAGAGAGAGAGAAAGAGAGCGGCGUGUAGUACGAAAAUAUAGAAUCGUCCAUGCAGAAACUUCGAUGACGAACAAUCGAUGACGUUCUGCAGCUCGGGGGGGAGAAAAGGGAGCCGCGGUGUCUGCGUGUGUGUUGUGUGUGCACGAAUAUAUAGGACCUUCGUCCUUCGGGCCAGACAGUGACAUUGGUCGUGCUCCGACGUAUCGAUUUAAAGAUACGUGGACGGUGGUCAUUAGAGGGAGAUGCUAUAGAGAUAUAGAAUCGUUGCCAUAAACAUUAAAGUUAACUAAAGUUUGACCGACGCUCCCCCCCUCCUCCCCCCUCUCUCUUCGUGAACUUUUCUGUGACUUCAUCGAGAAUGAACGCAAAAUUCGACCGGGGCUUGAUACCGACCAGUGGCAUCGACCAAUGCCAACAAUCGAGUUGUGGGGACGCUUUUGCUGAUCGAGCCGAAAACGCGUCGGGACAUCGCGAGCGAAUCGUUCAUGGAUUACGGGGCGCGCGAAAGCGACGGAUAAGUGUUAUCACGCAGCGCUGCGUGAGUUGUGUUAAAGUGCCGGCGUUUACGAGACAAUGCACGACGCUGGGGCGCGGAGGAAGAGGAGGACGGGGGGGGGGCGAAUGCGCGGAGAGAGGGCAGGCCGACGACGACGAUCGUUCGAGAGGAGAGGAGAGCCGCCCCUCGGAGGCCGUGAAAUCGACAACGGCCACGACCGACGAGAGAGAGCUCGUUCUUCCUCGAAUCCUGUGUGUGGCACCGAGAAGAGUCCCUGGCUCUGUCUGCACUGCGGGGCCGUGCACUGCGGACGGUACGUAGCGGGCCACGCGCUGCAGCACUACGAGACUAAUACUCAGCACUGCGUGUGCAUAGACUGUGAGAACCUGGCAGUAUUCUGUUAUACCUGCGACGAGUACGUGGUGAAUGACACCACAAGCGGGCAGAUCGAGAAGAUACGGCGCGUCACCUUCCGCAAGGACGAGCACAAGGAGAAUGAGACGAGCUGGAACACGUCGCCGUCCACGACGCCUCCGUCGUCGAGGCGCGACAACGUCGGCCACGACGAUCCGGACGAUCCGGACGACCCGGACGCUCUGUGGAAGGCGGAGGUGGUCGUGAGGAACCUACGACCAAGGACCGCGCGCAAGAGGCUACACGCCCUGGACGCGAGCAGCGCGGACAAUCGACCGGCGACCAAGCGGCGCAGCUCCAAGAGUACCAAAGAGAAGAAGGUCGUCGGUCUGAGAAACCUCGGUAAUACCUGCUUCAUGAACGUGGUGCUGCAGUCCUUCAACAACAUCAGCCACUUCUGCGAGUACCUCACGCAGAUGCCGUGCUUGGAGGGCAUCGCGUUCGACGAAUCGUCGUUGGAGCCGCCCACACAUCGGGGUCGCAUCGUCACUCCGGGCCGCGCCAAAGAGAUGUCCAUGAGCGACGCCCUGUUGGCCGAGGAGCUGAGGAAGGUAUUGCUGGGCUUGAGCCUGGGUGGGUCCAACGGUCAGGCCAUCUCUCCCGAGUGCCUGUUCCUCGCUAUCUGGAAAGUCGUGCCGAGAUUUCGAGGCUACCAGCAGCAGGACGCUCACGAGUUUCUCACUUACAUGCUCGAUCGACUGCACACCGAACUGCUGCAGUUGCUGCCCAGACUGGGACACGAGCCUUUGGGAUUGCGUGGCAAACAGAGCAUCGUGACCGCCGUCUUCGGAGGCACUCUUCUUAGCGUGGUCCAUUGCAUGAACUGCCGCACGGACUCGAAGACGCACGAGCCCUUCCAGGAUCUCUCGCUGGACAUACCGGACAGGCUGCAGAGACGGACGAAGGAGCAGGAGGAGGUAUGCAGUCUGACUUACAGUCUUACGAGAUUCUUCAAGGUCGAGGAGCUGGCCGACAGCGAGCUCUACUUCUGCGACAAUUGCAUGGGCAAGCAGAGGUCCACCAAGAGGUUCUGGAUACACAGGCUGCCUAACGUGUUGUGCCUUCACAUUAAAAGAUUUAGGUGGUGUAAUUCCUAUCGCUCGAAGGUGGACACGCAGGUGGACUUUCCGAUGGAGUCUCUCGACAUGUCCGCGUUCACCGUGCGCGGCAUGACCGGGACGAGAUUGGGCGCUCAGAAUAGUCACCUUUACGACUUGGCUGCCGUUAUCGUACACCAUGGCUCUGGUGCGGGUACCGGCCACUACACUGCCUUCGCUGUGCACGACGGCCAGUGGUUCCACUUUAACGACAGCUCCGUGCGGCCGGCGAGUACCGAGUCUGUCGCGAAGUGCAAGCCUUACAUUCUGUUCUACGUGCGGAAGGAGUUCUCCAUUCCACCCCCCUUGUGACGUCGUUUCGCCGACAAGAAGCUGCGUCCCGGCGGCGAGAACCUCGAUAACGAGAAUGACGAUGAAGAAGACGACGAUGAUGACGAUAACGACGAUAAAGUGGAGCGAACGAAAGAGAACUGAGCGUACCGCGUUCCUCGCGAACGAAUCUCGAUCGCGGGGCGGAGCGCGAGCAGACGAAUACAAAGAAAGAGAGAGAGAGAGAGAGAGAGAGAGCGCCAAGCGGAAAGAACAAAAAAUCGCACCUCGAGUGUCGUUUCGAGAUCGGAAGAGGAAGAUUCGUCCGUUUAUCGCCUGUAUUAUUCAGAUAAAUGAUUGCUCACCGUUGCCAAAUCGUACAAUCUCGUAGAAGCGUUAUUCGUGUCCGUGUUCGCUAUCGCGUUUCGAUGACUCGUGGCGAAGGCGACCUUUGAAACGCGAUUGGAGUAACCGGUCAGAGAUGUAAUUGCGCCGCGUGUAAAAUCGCUCGAGCCGCGUUCCUCCUCGUGCUUUAUUAGGUAGUUAAAAUCGGGCGGACUCUGAAUUAGCUCGACGUGUAUCAUGAGAAAGAGAGAGAAAGAAAGAGGCAGAGAAAGAUCGACUAAUACGGCGCGCGAGCGUGUAUCGCAUUACUGAUCAUUUCCAUAAUCUUACCCACGACGUCUUUUCCUUAUACCGGGGACGCCGUGGCCUCUCCGUCCUGUCGUUCGUCGCGAAUCGAACGGCGUUUCCUCGUUUCAAACGCAUUGCAUUUCUGCCGGACAACCAAGCGCGAAGCUCUGUGCGGUGUGAGCGCGCUCCUCGGUCCCUUUCGUUUCGUCGAUCAGAGGUCACGGUUGCCCCCGCAUCAUCGACUUGGUUCUCUCGCGCAGUAAGGCAGGCGAGCAAAUUUUCUAUUUUUCUAGCUGUUGUAGUCGACGCGGAAGUCACGCCGAUCGCUCGAGCUGGCCUCGCGCAUCGCGCCCGAGGAAGAUGCGGGCGAGGAGGCGAGAGUGUGUCGCGUAUGAUUGACGUCGAGCACGCAUGCGUAUCGUGUCAAUGUACGUAGCACGCAUGCGGUCGCACGAGUACGUGGAGGCGCGCGAUUGUAUGCGAAGCGUGCACGUCGCCGGGCGAACCUUCCCUUCCUUUCUCGGGAACGGCGAAAAGAAGGAGAGGAGAGGAGAGUGAGAGAAAGGAAGACAGACUGGGAGAUAGAGAGGAAGAGAGAUAGAGAGAGAGAGAGAGCGCGCUCGAGGUGGAUCGCGGAAACGCAUUGCCUUUAGCGUCGAUUUUCUUUACGCUCUUACUCGGCGGCCGUCGACCGCCCUGUCCCUCUCCCCCUCCCUACCAGCCCCCGCUCCACGCUGCCCCCCGAUCGAAUCGAUUAAAGCCCUCCUCGAUAGCGGAAUAACGUGUAAUCGCGUUCCUCGUGUAGUCCUAAAACGCGAAAACGACUGGUCUUCUCGGUAGAUAGAUCUUUUUCUAGGCUUUAGCGUGCACGCGUGUGUGCGCGGCAUCGUUGUUUCGAGGGAGCUGGAAAGCGCGCAAGCACCGUAUAGGGCCGACAGCGUUACUUCUCAAGCGACUCAAGCCACCCUUCAUCCUUCCUAACCCCCUUCACCCCGUCUCUUUACCUCACUCUCCAUUCCUUCGUCCACGUACACACGACGAAUACACACACCACAUUAUGCGUUUACACAUUUACACGUGCGUUCGCACGCAUGCAUGCAUGUAUAUAUACGUAUACACGUGAUCCUCCCUCACCCCCCCCUCCCCCUUCACCCUACGUCUCUCCCUCUCCCCGAUCCGAUUUUGGAUAAAAUGUAUUUGCAAAUAGCGAAUGACGAUUUGGAAUAUGUAUGUGUAAAUGUAUUAAUCAUGUCUAUAUAUAAAAUAUACGUUAACUGUCGUGCGUAUCGUAUAUUUUAUAUACGCAAAAUCAUUUAUAAAUAGUUACUCGUUAUUCGCGGAUAUACUUUACUCAACACCGCUCCGAAGAACCCUUUUCCACCGCCAGUCCUGAAAGACUCGACGACUCUUAUGUGAUUAUUUAAAGACUUAUUUUUUCUAUAAUGAUAACGAUAAUAAUGAUAAUAAGUUAAUGCGUAGCGAAGAAACGUUUUAUUAAGGCGAUAACUGCGAUAAUGCGCAUCUUCGGCAAAGACUCUUAUUCAAGUAUGAAACAUGACGGAAGUAAGCGUGCAAACAAUAUUAUUGAGAACAUGCGAAAUAUGUACGAACGGCGAAUAAAUAAACAACAUGAAUCGGC
Molecule: messenger RNA, 5380 nt
Organism: Dinoponera quadriceps
Lineage: Eukaryota; Metazoa; Arthropoda; Insecta; Hymenoptera; Formicidae
Product: ubiquitin carboxyl-terminal hydrolase 3-like
Exons: 6
Coding region: 1405-3150 (581 amino acids)
Biological process (GO): protein deubiquitination
Cellular component (GO): cytoplasm
Molecular function (GO): cysteine-type deubiquitinase activity; zinc ion binding
Source: RefSeq, a predicted model, not a curated record